GCCCGGACGGCUGCGGUCCGGAGGGCCGUCAACAAAGUGGUGUAGGAGGACGCCAGUUACUGCACGGAAAGCAGCGUCAGGAGCCAUAGUACCUACAGCAGCACUCCAGAGUCUCACUCUGUCGCCCAGGCUGGAGUACAGUGGCAUGACCUUGGCUCACUGCAACCUCUUCCUCGGUUCAAAUGGCCAGGCUGGUCUUGAACUUCUGACCUCAAGUGAUCCACCCGCCUCGGCCUCCCAAAGUGCUGGGAUUACAGGUGUGAGCCGCAGCACCUGGCAGAAAAUAAUUCAGGCAUUAGAAUGAAUCCUUAAUGAGAUAGAUUGGUUAGGCUGGGAUGUGGUGAGUGGGAGAAAAGGAGUCAAGGAUGAACUGACUUCUAAAUCUCCUGUUUGAAAUGCUUGUUCCCCGGUGCCGUGAAGAAACAGCACUUGAACAUAAAUUUAGUUUACUUAGUAAGGCCAUUUUUACUUCCUGCAGAAAGGGUACACUCACCGGCAGUUUUGCCAUGAGAGUACACCCAACAAAGGAGAUAGGGUCAUUUAUAACCUGACGCAUCUACCUUACUGCUGUUUCCGGUUUCCUUUGGCUGGAACGGGACCUCACAUUCUGUAUUUGUCCCGAUUGGUUAAUAACUUAGAACUUUUUAAAAGAGGCAAAGUUAGAGGGGAACAAAGGAAGGAGGAAGUAACUUGUGGAAUGUUGAGAAAGGUAAAAACACUUUUAAAUAAGGAAGAGGAACAGGCUAUGACCUAAUGCUUGCUUGGACCAGUCUAAGCGUGCCAGGGCAAAUAUUUAGGUUAAAUUGUGGGAGCUAAGAACAUAAAGUACAUUGAUUUCUUUAUUAUGGCUAGCAGAUAUUUAAGAAUGUUAGCACAGGUCUUUGAAUAAAUUUUGCUUCUAAGAGAAGUUACUAUUUGUUCUUAAUUAGAGAGGAAAGUCUUGAAGAGGAACCUCUACUUUACUUUUUACAUCCCCCUUAUUUCUCUUUUCCUUGUUCACUCCUUCUUCUCUUCAUCUCAAAUUGAUCUAGUAAUACUUAUUUCUUUGUAGUUCUCACAGACCCAACUCCUAGUCACCCAUCCAUCACCUUCUCCAGCCUGCCUUCUCUGAUCACCAUUCCCUUUACCCCCAGGUGGGGCUGAGUUCCUUUGUUUCCCACCCCCCUUAACCUCCAGGACCUUGUGCAUUAAUUGUUUUAGCCAAAUAUUUGGGGAUUUUUUUUAGGUAUCUUUGAGUUACUGGUUUCUAAUUUAAUUUCAUUUUGUUCAGAGAGCAUACUUUGUAUGACUUUAAUUUUAUAAAACAUUUUUAGAGGUUUGUUUUGCACCCCAAAAUUUUGUCAGUCUAAGUGAAUAUUCCAUAUGUACGUGAAAAGAAUUUUGUAUUCUGCUCUUAUUGGGUGGAGUAUUGCAUAAAUAUCAAUUACGUCGUUUGUUGAUAGUGUUAUUAAGAUCUGUCUGACUUUCUACUUGUUUUGUUGAUUACUGAGGGAAGUGUUGAAGUCUACAGCUAUUGUGAAGGAUUUGUCUGUUUCUCCUUGAAGUUCUAGCAAUCUUCAUGUAUUUUGAGGCUCUGCAUCUAUGUAUUUUGAGGCUCCUUCCUAAAGUCCAUAAACCUUUAGGAAGGAUUGUUUUAUCCUCUUAAUUAUUUAACCCCUUUAUCUAUAUCUAUAUCUGUUAAGAGGUGGAACUGAAAUGGCCUUUUAAUGAUCUGGCCCUUCCUUCAUUACAACCUACUUUGGGCAGGGAAAGUCCCAUUCAGUCUCUGGAGUGCCUGGUUAAAUCUCUUGAACUCAGUAGGCAGCACAGGUAAUUGUGGAACUGAAUGUUGAGUCAAAUAAAGCCUGUGGGUUGUUUUCAUCCUCUGUACUGUCCAGUAUGGUAGCUACUAGCCACAUGUGGAGAGUUAAAUUAAUUAAAACUAAGUAGGCCAGGUGUGGUGGCUAACACCUGUAGUCUCAAUACGUUGGGAGGCUGAGGUGGGAAAUCACUUGAGGCAUCAGUUAAAGACCAGCGUGAGCAACAGGGUUUUGUAAAAACCCUGUCUUCACAAAAGAAUUAAAAUAGUUGGGCAUAGGAUGGCAUGCCUGUAGUUCUGCCUAUUUGGGAGGCUGAGGUGGGAGGAUUGCUUGAGCCCAGGAGUUUGAGGCUCUAGUCAGCUAUGGACUGUGCCACCACACUCCAGACUGGAUGACAGAGUGAGAACCCAUCUCUUAAAAAAAAAAAUUAAGUAAAAUGAAAACUUCAGUUUCUCCAGUGGCACUAGCUGUUAUACAUUCAUUUCAAGUGCUCUGUAGCCACGUGUAUUGCACCACACAAAUGUAGAGCAUUUGGGGCAUUUCAUAUCAUUGCAGAAAGUUCUGGACUCACUGUAGUCAGUCUGCCUCUGUUAGACCAGUGAGAAUUUACCUAACAUCUCCUUUUCUAGCCUUUUAUUUGCCCUAAAUCCUGCACAGCUUGGGUAGCCCCAGCGGUCUGGCUGAGUGAGGUCCUCCUUUGUGGAGACUCUGGGCCCAGCAUUAUUUGUGUAUGUGAUGGUGUUGCAUUUCUGCAAUAAGAUUUGGGGUCAUGUGUGAGAUGACUUUCCAUUAUUUGUUGUUCUUGGUGGUAGGGUGAAGAGGCAGUCAGUUAACACAUAAUUAGAAAAUCUGCCACAGUCCUGGUAAAAGUAAGCUAAGAGUCAUAUAUGUAGGCCGGAAGGGAAGGAAGGAUUAGGAUUCAGAGACUUUUGGUUGAGAAAUUAAAUUUGAUAACUCAGAGAAUUUCAGUGUUAUAAAAGUGUAAAUGUUGAUAUGCAAACUGAAUUGUGAGAUGUUAGUAUAUCCUAGUGUGUCUGGGUUCUCCUAUAUAAAAACUCUUACGCAGGAGUCACUGGCCAAAUUAUUUGUCUAUGGAACCCCCCUGAGAUUUGCUAAGAAAGUUAUGCUUAGACUCCUCUCUACUCAUGGAUAUGUUCUGUAAUUCCCACACUUGGGAAACGGCUUGGCCAUGUGAUUCAUACCAAAUGGCAACAUUCAAUAGGUGCAGUUUAUAUGUUUUACUAGAAAUAUGGCUUCUUGCUCGAUUUCACUAUGUUCAUAGUGCCUCUUUUGAGGUCUGUGUGUAUAUUCUAUUUAUGGAAGUUAAAAAGUAUUUCAGAAAUGCACAUAUUAAUCUGUGUGGAAUUUCUCUUAUCCUUUUUCCUUUCUAAUUCUUGCUUGGAUAUUUGUCUCAAGAGAUGGUCCAACAUUUAAAAUAGCGAAUAAUAUCUUAGCCCAUCCGAAAACAAUCCUUCCUAAAGGUUUAUGAACUUAAUAACAGAGCCUCAAAAUACAUGAGGACUCAUAGAACUCCAAGGAGAAACAGACACAUCCUUAACAAUAUUGUAGACUUCAACACUCUUCUCACAGUAAUCAAGAGAACAAGUAGAAAGAAAGUGCAGUUUUCCCUGUUUUUGUAGACAUCAAAACUAUUUCACACACUUCUGAAAGUCUCAUUCAGUAAGUUACUCAUUUCUCCACCUUAUGACUGUACUGUGCUUUCAAAGUGCUGCGCAAAGAAUAAAAAGUUUUAAAGUGGCUUUACUGUAAUUUCAGAUAAAUAUUUGAACUUUUGAGUCUGAAUUAUCCAGGUGAAAUGCAUUGGAUUUCUGAUCCUCUGUAACUUGGAAGAUUACCGUCUUCCAGGUAUAUUGGUUGUCCUUAACUGCCUUAAUGGCAUGAGUUGUGAAUCUUCUCUGUCUUGGAAGAAACCUAACAGUGGAAAUUAUGGCAAGGGUCACAAAUUUACUUGUGCAGAAGGUUAGGACCCUCUGUAAGGUAAAGGCAUGAAGUGCCCCCUUCUUUAUUAACACAUAACUGCAUUUGCUGAUAAUAUUUAUUUGCCUAGAAUUCAGGCCCUUUUUGCUUUUACAGACAGUGCUGUCUUAAAUGUGCUAGAGAUGUAUCUUUAGUCACUUAAGCUGGUGUUUCUGUAGGGUAGGUUCCUAGGAGUGGGAUUGGAUUGUUGGGUUACAAUGUGUGCUAUUUAAAAGACUGAACCAGAUUAUACUCUCAGCAUCUGUUUGUUUUUAAACCUUCCCUAGUCUGUGCUUAUGUGUUUUGUUUGCUUGUUUGUUUUUUGUUUGUUUGUUUUUUGAGAUGGAGUCUCCCUCUGUCACCCAGGCGGGAAUACAGUGGUGUGAUCUCGGCUCACUGCAACCUCCACCUCCCUGGUUCAAGCAGUUCUCCUGCCUCAGCCUUUCAGGCUGAAGUGCAAUGUUGCGAUCUCGGCUCACUGCAACCUCUGCCUCCCAGGUUCAAGCGAUUCUCCUGCUUUGGCCUCCUGAGUAGCUGAGAUUGCAGGUCAGUUGCUCUCCCUGGAAGGAAGAGUGUUCUCGGAUUUCACCUUAAAGGAGGAAGUCUGCCAGAACUGAACUAGCACUUCUGAAUAUCCUGAGGCGAGGUCCGUCGACUUCCUUGGGAAGCUCUGCCGCGCCCCCACCCCACCCUACCCCACCACAGCAGGCGCUGGAGUCCUGGGACCACCAGGGUCUGAGGCCCAAAUCCUUCCUCACUAAGGGGAGGAGAGGGGUGUUCCGGCAGGGCAGGAUGGGAAGGCGUGCUUGGGCGGGAUUGUGACAUAAGAGUGCCCUGGUGACAUGGAGCAGAUCUGUGGCAUAAAUAAAGGUGUCAUAAAGACAGGGCGGGGCUCACGCUUAUAAGGGGCAUGAGCGUCUCGGAGCUGCCAGAAUGACUUCCGCUCAGUGCCCGGCACUAGCGUGUGUCAUGUCCCGGCUGCGUUUCUGGGGCCCGUGGCCCCUCCUUAUGUGGCAACUAGUCAAGGAGGCUCAGCCUCUGGAGUGGGUCAAGGACCCGCUCCAGCUGACCUCUAACCCCCUGGGGCCAUCUGAGCCCUGGUCUUCCCACUCCUCCCAUUUCCCACAGGAAUCUCCCCAUGAGCCUACUCUCCUGGCAGACCCGUGGGACUUUGAUCACCUGGGGCCCUCUGCUUCCUCAGAGAUGCCAGCCCCACCCCAGGAAUCGACUGAAAAUUUGGUUCCAUUCCUGGACACCUGGGAUUCAGCUGGAGAGCUGCCCCUGGAGCCAGAGCAGUUCUUGGCUUCACAGCAGGAUUUAAAGGACAAGCUGAGUCCACAGGAAAGGCUCCCUGUUUCGCCCAAGAAGCUGAAGAAAGAUCCAGCUCGGCGUUGGAGCCUUGCUGAGAUUAUUGGAAUUAUACGCCAAUUAUCCACACCUCAGAGUCAGAAACAGAAUUUGCAGCAUGAAUAUUCCAGCACGGAUACACCGUAUCCGGGUAGCCUGCCUCCAGAACUCCGGGUGAAGUCAGAUGAGCCUCCAGGGCCCUCUGAGCAAGUUGGACCUUCUCAAUUCCAUCUAGAGCCUGAAACUGAAAAUCCAGAGACCCUUGAAGACAUCCAGUCCUCUUCACUCCAGCAAGAAGCCCCAGCACAGCUUCCACAGCUCCCUGAGGAGGAAGAACCUUCUUCAAUGCAGCAGGAGGCCCCAGCUCUGCCUCCAGAGUCCUCUAUGGAGAGUCUAACUCUACCGAAUCAUGAGGUGACCGUUCAACCUCCAGGUGAGGAUCAAGCUCAUUAUCACUCGCCCAACAUUACAGUUAAACCUGCAGAUGUGGAGGUUACCAUAACUUCAGAGCCUACCAAUGAGACAGAAUCUUCCCAAGCCCAGCAGGAGGCCCCAAUUCGGUUUCCAGAGGAGGUGGAACCUUCUGCAACCCAACAGGAGGCCCCAAUUGAGCCUCCAGUUCCUCCUAUGGAGCAUGAACUUUCCAUCAGUGAGCAGCAGCAGCCAGUUCAGCCUUCUGAGUCUUCUGGGGAGGUCGAAUCUUCUCCGACCCAGCAGGAGACCCCAGGUCAGCCUCCAGAACAUCAUGAAGUCACAGUUUCACCUCCAGGUCACCAUCAAACUCAUCAUUUAGAUUCACCCAAUGUCUCUGUGAAGCCUCCAGACGUGCAGCUCACCAUAGCAGCAGAGCCUAGUGCAGAGGUGGGAACUUCUCUAGUCCACCAGGAGGCUACAGCUCAGCUCUCAGGGUCAGGUAAUGAUGUAGAACCUCCCGCCAUCCAGCACGGGGGCCCACCUCUGCUUCCAGAGUCAUCGGAAGAAGCUGGACCUUUAGCAGUUCAACAGGAGGCUUCAUUUCAAUCUCCGGAACCUAUUAAUAAUGAGAACCCCUCUCCAACCCAGCAGGAGGCUGCAGCUGAGCAUCCACAGACCGCUGAGGAGGGUGAGUCUUCCCUAACCCAUCAGGAGGCCCCAGCUCAGACUCCAGAGUUCCCUAAUGUAGUUGUAGCUCAACCUCCAGAGCAUUCACACCUGACUCAAGCCACAGUUCAACCUUUGGAUCUGGGGUUUACCAUCACUCCAGAAUCCAUGACAGAGGUUGAACUUUCUCCAACCAUGAAGGAGACCCCAACUCAGCCUCCUAAGAAAGUUGUACCCCAACUUCGAGUAUAUCAAGGGGUAACAAAUCCAACACCAGGUCAGGAUCAAGCUCAGCAUCCAGUGUCACCCAGCGUUACAGUUCAACUUUUGGACCUGGGACUUACCAUCACUCCAGAACCCACUACGGAGGUUGGACAUUCUACACCCCCGAAGAGGACUAUAGUUUCUCCAAAGCAUCCUGAGGUGACACUUCCACAUCCAGACCAGGUUCAGACUCAGCAUUCACACCUGACUCGAGCCACAGUUCAACCUUUGGACCUGGGGUUUACCAUCACUCCAAAAUCCAUGACAGAGGUUGAACCUUCUACAGCCCUGAUGACUACAGCUCCUCCUCCAGGACACCCUGAGGUGACACUUCCACCUUCAGACAAGGGUCAGGCUCAGCAUUCACACCUGACUCAAGCCACCGUUCAACCUCUGGACCUGGAGCUUACCAUAACUACAAAACCUACUACAGAGGUUAAACCGUCUCCAACCACGGAGGAGACCUCAACUCAGCCUCCAGACCUAGGGCUUGCCAUAACUCCAGAGCCCACUACAGAGAUUGGACAUUCUACAGCCCUGGAGAAGACUACAGCUCCUCAUCCAGAUCAGCUUCAGACUCUGCAUCGAAAACUGACUGAAGUCACAGGUCCACCUGCUGAGCUAGAACCUACUCAGGAUUCACUGGUGCAGUCUGAAAGUUACAUCCAAGAUAAGGCUUUAGCUGCACCAGAGGAACACAAGGCCUCCACAAGCACCAACAUAUGUGAGCUCUGUACCUGCAGAGAUGAGAUGUUGUCAUGUAUUGAUCUCAACCCAGAGCAGAGGCUCCGCCAAGUGCCUGUGCCAGAGCCCAACACCCACAAUGGCACCUUCACCAUCUUAAAUUUCCAAGGAAACUAUAUUUCUUACAUUGAUGUAAAUGUAUGGAAAGCAUACAGUUGGACCGAGAAACUAAUUCUCAGAGAAAAUACCUUGACUGAAUUACACAAGGAUUCAUUUGAAGGCCUGCUAUCCCUCCAGUAUUUAGAUUUAUCCUGCAAUAAAAUACAGUCUAUUGAAAGACAUACAUUUGAACCACUACCAUUUUUGAAGUUUAUAAAUCUUAGUUGCAAUGUAAUUACAGAACUCAGCUUUGGAACAUUUCAGGCCUGGCACGGAAUGCAGUUUUUACAUAAGUUAAUUCUCAAUCACAAUCCUCUGACAACUGUUGAAGAUCCGUAUCUCUUUAAAUUGCCAGCAUUAAAAUAUCUAGACAUGGGAACAACGCUAGUCCCACUUACAACACUUAAGAACAUUCUCAUGAUGACUGUUGAACUGGAAAAACUGAUCUUACCUAGCCAUAUGGCCUGCUGCCUCUGCCAAUUUAAAAACAGCAUUGAGGCUGUCUGCAAGACAGUCAAGCUGCAUUGCAACAGUGCAUGUCUGACAAACACCACACACUGUCCUGAAGAAGCAUCUGUAGGGAAUCCAGAAGAAGCGUUCAUGAAGGUGUUACAAGCCCGGAAGAAUUACACAAGCACUGAGCUGAUUGUUGAGCCGGAGGAGCCCUCAGACAGCAGUGGCAUCAACUUGUCAGCCUUUGGGAGUGAGCAGCUAGACACCAAUGACGAGAGUGAUGUUAGUACACUAAGUUACAUCUUGCCUUAUUUCUCAGCGGUAAACCUAGAUGUGAAAUCACUGUUAAUACCAGUCAUUAAACUGCCAACCACAGGAAACAGCCUGGCAAAGAUUGAAACUGUAGGCCAAAACCGGCAGAGAGUGAAUAGAGUCCUCAUGGGCCCAAGGAGCAUCCAGAAAAGGCACUUCAAAGAGGUAGGAAGGCAGAGCAUCAGGAGGGAACAGGGUGCCCAGGCAUCUGUGGAGAACGCUGCCGAAGAAAAAAGGCUCGGGAGUCCAGCCCCAAGGGAGCUGGAACAGCCUCACACACAGCAGGGGCCUGAGAAGUUAGCGGGAAAGGCCGUCUACAAGGUCAAAAAGAGUCCAAAGGUCAGAAAGAAAAGUUAUCUGAAUAGACUGAUGCUCGCAAACAGGCUUCCAUUCUCUGCAGCAAAGAGCCUCAUAAGUUCCCCUUCACAAGGGGCUUUUUCAUCCUUAGGAGACCUGAGUCCUCAAGAAAACCCUUUUCUGGAAGUAUCUGCUCCUUCAGAACAUUUUAUAGAAAACAGUAAUACAAAAGACACAAUUUCAAAGGCAAGAAAUGCCUUUGAAGAAAAUGUUCUUAUGGAAAACACUAACAUGCCAGAAGGAACCAUCUCUGAAAACACAAACUACAAUCAUCCUCCUGAGGCAGAUUCCGCUGGGACUGCAUUCAACUUAGGGCCAACUGUUAAACAAACUGAGACAAAAUGGGAAUACAACAACGUGGGCACUGACCUGUCCCCCGAGCCCAAAAGCUUCCAUUACCCAUUGCUCUCAUCCCCAGGUGAUCAGUUGGAAAUUCAGCUAACCCAGCAGCUACAGUCCCUUAUCCCCAACAACAAUGUGAGAAGGCUCAUUGCUCAUGUUAUCCGGACCUUGAAGAUGGACUGCUCUGGGGCCCAUGUGCAAGUGACCUGUGCCAAGCUCAUCUCCAGGACAGGCCACCUGAUGAAGCUUCUCAGUGGGCAGCAGGAAGUAAAGGCAUCCAACAUACAAUGGGAUACGGACCAAUGGAAGACUGAGAACUACAUUAAUGAGAGCACAGAAGCCCAGAGUGAACAGAAAGAGAAGUCGCUUGAGCUCACAAAAGAAGUUCCAGGAUAUGGCUAUACCACCAAACUCAUCGUGGCAUUAAUUCUGACUGGAAUACUAACUAUUUUGAUUAUACUUUUCUGCCUCAUUGUGAUGUGUUGUCACCGAAAAUCAUUACAAGAAGAUGAAGAAGGAUUCUCAAGGGGCAUUUUCAGAUUUCUGCCACAGAGGAGAUGCUCUUCGCAAAGGGAGAGUCAGGAUGAACUUUUCUUAUUCCGACAGCCGCUCUGGCUGAAAGAUAUGUAUAAACCUCUCAGUGCCACAAGAUUAAAUAAUCACAUAUGGAAGCUGCACAAGAAGUCAUCUAAUGAGGACGAGAUCCUCAACAGGGACCCUGGGGACAGCGAAGCCCCCAGCGAGGAGGAGGAGAGUGAAGCCCUGCCAUAGGAGGAGAACCCAGCCCGCCUCAGGCCUCCUGCAAAAACACACAGCAUAAACAACGGCCAUCAUAAAAGCAGGACUGAAGCCAGUGGCCCACGCAUCCACAGAGGCAGUGGGCAGAGCAAGCACAGGGCCAUCAUUUCCUCCCUUGUUUCCCAGUCUAAUUAGUCACCCAGACCUGAAAACAUAUCCUCAGGGGGUGGAGAUUUUACAAUUACCAUUGUUUUUGGUGCCCUCUCCCUUGGUUCAUCAAGCACCAGUCAUAUACCACUUACUUGAACUCCUGCCCACAGGGGACCUCCCGUCUCCUGGCCCCUAUCAUAGGAUCACUGGGCCUACCUGCACUGUGGGGCUAAGCCCUGUCUUUUUCCCAAGCCCUCAAGCACACGCAUGAAUGUUCAUCCAGACUUGGUAGGGGGCUUUUCACCCUUACAAGAUGGCAAAAGAUUCACAUUGCUUUUUUUAAAAUUUGUUUUUCUUUUUAAAUAUCCCAACCGUUGGAUAGCAGGGAGGUGCUGGAGGGGUAGGGUCAAGAAGAGUGUAUGAGAACAGUAAUUUCCCAAGACUGCCCUCUGCGGGACUGUAUUUCAGAAAACAUACUGGUGGGGCUACCUCUCCAUUCACAUGUACUGCCCUAGCCUCUCCCCAUCCCCGGCUGAUGCACUUCCAUAUCUGCACUGUUCCAUAACAGCAGUAGCAUGUUGCAGAAGGCGCAAGGAUUCCUCCACUCCAUCUUCAAAGAAAAAGUCGCUAAUAAAUCACAUUUGGUAUGUUA
Molecule: messenger RNA, 10314 nt
Organism: Gorilla gorilla gorilla (western lowland gorilla)
Lineage: Eukaryota; Metazoa; Chordata; Mammalia; Primates; Hominidae
Product: leucine-rich repeat-containing protein 37A
Molecular function (GO): protein binding
Source: RefSeq, a predicted model, not a curated record